UUCUUCUUUUAGCACGUAAACGUUCACGCAAGCUGAUGCGAUGCAAUUUUCUUGCAUCCCAUCUGUUUUGCUCCAAAAGUUUUCGGGGUUUUUUUUUGUGCAUGAAAUAAAAUUGCACAAUCCGCGUGCCGCCCCGUGAAUCCGAACCCCGGGUAAGUCAAUCAAAGUGGAUAAUCUGGUGUACGCGGUUGCAAACUGGAACUUGUUUGCUCGCAUCUGGAUCGCUUCCAAAACGAUGGAUGACGGUGAUGGAGCGAAUGGGCAGCUGGGGGCUGGCGCGGUAGCACCGGAGGAAGAUCAGAAUGUGUUCCUGACGGUUUCGGAUGUUCACCUUUCACCGCUGGUUUCGGUCGGCGCCUGCUUUGUGAUAGCCGUCAUAUACGUCGGUAGUUUGUACGUGUGGCAGUCGGAGCACGACCGUGAUCACCCCUCGACCAUCAAGAGGCGUUUUUUCAGCGUAUUCGUCGUAAUGAUGAUUGCACCGGUUUUCGUCAUGACCCUGACCUGUGACGCCGUGUUCCAGAAGCACACCAUGUGGGAAAUUAUGGGUUUCCGGUUAGAGGGCCUACUGACGGCCAUAGCUCUGCCCUUAUUAUUGACUGCCAUCCUUUUCCUGGGACCAUUGAGCGGAACGCUGACCAACGGGUUGUGGCGCGUCUACUCGGAACCAAUGUACUGGCUGAAUGCCGCGCAGGAUUUGAAGUGGCUACGGAACCAUCUGGUGGCGCCACUCUCGGAGGAGUUCACCUUUCGUGCCUGCAUGCUGCCACUGCUGUUGCAGACCUUCCGGCCGCACACGGCCAUGCUCAUCACACCGCUGCUGUUCGGAUUGGCACAUCUGCACCACAUCAAGGAGCGUCUGCGGGACGGAAUGCCCCUGCGGAUCGUGCUGACGGUGUCGUUCUUCCAGUUCUUCUACACCACCAUCUUCGGCAUCUAUUCGGCGUAUCUGUUCGUACGAACCGGUCACUUUGCGGCCCCCUUUGUGGCCCACGCCUUCUGCAACCACAUGGGAUUCCCAGAUUUCCAAGAGGUGCUCAGUCAACCGGACCGGAAGAAGUUCAUCUUCAUCGGUCUGUACGUGCUGGGGCUGGUCGGUUGGAUAGUGCUGCUGCCGACGCUUACCACACCCAGUUGGUACGCGAACAAUCUGUUUUGGGCCGGAGCGGUGUGACGGAGGUGAGUGCUAGGAAAGUGUUCAGAAGGGAUGUAAAACUUCCUCUAAGAAUUUUGCCAUUUUUGUAGCCUUCAGCAGGCUGCACUAGUUUAGUGUUUGUAUAAAUUUCCACGACUAUACGCAACAUACAUACUACACAAUCGAAUUUUAUACUGAGCUGCGCAUUAAGAUCACUGUUUUUGCUGUUAGGGUCUCUAGUAUAGUUCUAGAAUUUGAAUUUGCUUGAAAUAGAGGGAGCUAUUGGCCAGCCAUACAUGUCAUAGACAUAAAAGAACAAGUCGAUUAAGAUCUCCAAUUUAAGACGUGAACAAACAAAAUACGAUGUGUAUUAUAAACGACUUAGAUACCUUUUGUAGAACAAAUACAAAAAUAAAAUGUUUGAUUUUUUAAGUUGA
Molecule: messenger RNA, 1572 nt
Organism: Aedes albopictus (Asian tiger mosquito)
Lineage: Eukaryota; Metazoa; Arthropoda; Insecta; Diptera; Culicidae
Gene: Sras
Product: CAAX prenyl protease 2
Exons: 3
Coding region: 236-1174 (312 amino acids)
Biological process (GO): CAAX-box protein processing
Cellular component (GO): endoplasmic reticulum membrane
Molecular function (GO): metalloendopeptidase activity
Source: RefSeq, a predicted model, not a curated record